Molecule: messenger RNA, 3762 nt
Organism: Solanum tuberosum (potato)
Lineage: Eukaryota; Viridiplantae; Streptophyta; Magnoliopsida; Solanales; Solanaceae
Product: putative pentatricopeptide repeat-containing protein At4g17915
Exons: 3
Coding region: 358-1740 (460 amino acids)
Molecular function (GO): protein binding
Source: RefSeq, a predicted model, not a curated record
ACUCAGCCAAAAGUCUUUUGAAAUUUCCCGGUGGUCUUUCAACCGGCGGCAACUGUUGGCUUAGCGAAAGUCCAGAAACUGGCAAAGAGAGCUUUUUGAAAUCUUCUUUCUCAUUCUCUUGCUAGAUAGCCGGUCAAAGGCUAUUGCUUUCGUUCGUUGUUUUAAGGUAUCUACUCUUUCAGUUAUGCAUUGUUCUUGUGUGCAAAUCCGGUGAUUCUGUAUUUUUUAUAUGUUCAUGUGCAUUGAUCAUUUCCAUUCAAACAGAGAUUUCAUAAGCAUUUGAUAUCUGAGAAGUAUUUUUCUGUCACUUUUGUUCGAAAAGUAGUUCAGAUUUCAGGUGUAAACUGUUUUGAGUAGAUGCGGAGAAUCAAGGAUAAAUUAUCAACAAGGUUAAUGAAUGUUUGUGUGGCAUCUCUUUGUAAAGCCAAAAAAUUAGAGAAAGCUGAAAUUGUUAUAGUUGAUGGCGUAAGAAUUGGAUUACAACCAGAUGUUGUCACUUACAACACAUUGAUUGCUGCAUAUUGCCGCUUUGUUGGCAUAGAUGCUGGUUAUUCCAUCCUUAAUAGGAUGAAAGACGCUGGAAUUAACCCUGAUGUUAUUACCUAUAACGCUUUGAUUGCCGGAGCUACUAGAUAUUCUCUGUUAUCUAAAUGUCUCGACCUGUUUGAUGAAAUGCUUGAGAUGAGAAUUCUUCCUGAUAUUUGGAGUUACAACUCAUUAAUGAAUUGUUUCUUUAAAUUCGGGAAGCCAGACGAAGCUUACAGGGUUUUUCAAGAUAUUCUUUUGAAAGAUAUAUCUGUUCAUUCAGCAACGUUUAAUAUUUUAAUUAAUGGACUGUGUAUGAAUGGAUAUACUGAGAAUGCCCUUAUGCUAUUUAGGAGUUUAAAGCGUCAUGGAUUUAUUCCUCAGUUAGUAACUUACAACAUUCUUAUUCAUGGGUUGUGCAAGUCAGGACGAGGAAACGUUGCCAGAGAGUUCCUCAACGAAUUGGUAGAAUCAGGUCAUAUCCCGAAUGCCAUCACUUAUACGACAGUAAUGAAAUGUUGCUUCAGAUAUAGACAAUUUGAAGAAGGCCUUAAAAUCUUUGCAGAGAUGAGAAACAAAGGAUAUACAUAUGAUGCCUUUGCUUACUGUACAGUUGCAAGUAUGUUACUUAAAACUGGGAGGAUAACUGAGGCCAAUGAGUACCUGGGAUAUAUUAUUACAAGUGGCUUUACCCUUGACAUUGUGUCUUUUAAUACCAUUUUUAAUCUAUAUUGUAAGGAAGGUCAGCUGGAUAAUGCUUAUAAGUUGUUAUAUGAGGCAGAAAAUGGAGGCUUGGAAUCUGACAAGUACACCCAUGCUAUCUGGAUUGAUGGCUUGUGCAGGACUGGUAAUUUCCAAGAGGCCCAGCAACAAUUGAACCGUAUGAGUGUGAUGGGUUUUGAUUCUAACUUGGUUGCGUGGAAUUCUUUUAUCAAUGGGUUGUGUAAAACUGGUCAAUUGGAUUAUGCUACACAUAUAUUUGAGUCAAUGGAUACGAAAGAUUCUGUUACUUACUCUACCAUAGUCCGUGGUCUUUGCCAAGCUAGGAGGUUUCGCGCAGCAUCUAAGUUACUACUAUCGUGUAUUAGAGGUGGCAUGAGAAUUCUUAAAUCAGAUAAACGAAUUGUUGUUGAUGGUCUUCGUAGUUGUGGACUUACACAUGAAGCAAGGAAGGUCCAGUCUAAAAUUCAAAUGGCUAAGCUUCUGCAUUAUUGAUAAAGAAUGGUCAUCAACUUUGCCACUGAAGUUUUAACCAUAUUUAUUGGCUAAGAGUUCUACAUUAUAACGAUUUUGUGGAAGUUGAAAUUUAAGAGAUAAUGCAACUGAGAAUACAACCUAUGUUAACCAGUUUUAAGUGGGUAGAAGUAUUCACUCCUCUUGUAAAAGGCAAACACAAUGACGUACUGAUGUUAGUUUUGAGCAGACAAAUGAUAGCUUUUGGAGAUUCUCUUCCAGCUGCGGAUGGAUCAAGCAUAAAAUUUAUUUGCUCAGCUUACAAGGCGCAGUUGCUCUAUCUCCCCGGGAACAACUUCCAACUGGAGCUGCACAAUCUAGUAUGAGUUCAUAUAGGCAUACCAUCAGACAAUAUUCUUCAGCCUGCUUGCUGUAGAAGAAAUGCUGACAAUUCAGGUGACGAUGCAACUAAUAUCUGUCCAGGAAUGUGCAUCUUCCAAGACAUUGUUCAGGAGAAAAUGUUCACACAUAUUGACAAAUAGGAGGUAUCCAUAUGUUUGCGUUGUGGAUUAUGAGACAACGACUUGAACAUUAUAUCUAGUUUGAUGCAUAGAGGGAGUCAUUUACGGUUGGAAUUGAGCUCAGUGAUGCCUUCAUUUUUCUUCUGUUCUUUGCUAAGUUAAGCAUGGCUAGUCACUCCACAUUUCAGAUAUCAUUUCUUCACUGCAAACAGGCGUUGCUGUUGGAACUUAUAUUCUGAAGUCAUCCUUUUGGUUCGUGCAGAACUGGUGUUCUGUUUUGUCACUGGGGACUUUGAGAUGCCCUGAGUGGAUAAGGAAUCCGCUCAUGUUUAGUCCAAAUAUGUCUCCCGUUUUUCUCGAGAGGGUAUGUCCUGCUAACCCGAAGCUUAGACACUGAUGAUGAACCCUUUUAGUAUGUUUCCAGCUUAUUUCUUGCAUAUGACAUAUUUUCUCCUAACUUGGAUCUUGGAAAAUCUGCUUUAGAAAUCUGAAAGGGUGACAGGUUCAAGUCCCAAUACUAGUGUGUACCGGUGAGAGAUAAAUGUAGUAGUCGAGAUGUGCAUAAGUUGAUGAGAAUACUACCUGGUUGGAUGUUGUUAAAAGUUGAAAAGAUUAAUGAGUGGUGGAUUGCAAAAGAAACGGAUUGAUCAAUGAAGAGUGACAUCAGGUGGAGAAAAUGGUAAGGAAAAAAAAGGCAGAAAAGGUCCAUGGCGGAGGUAUUUUGGCAGAAUGCGGAAACAAGAGUCAUGUAAAAUAGUAAUUGUUCAUCGUGACAUGUCGACGUGCCACCGCUAUGGCUUUAGGUAUGGAAGGCGACUGAUUGCUCUGCGCAUUAUUAUUGUGCUGUGCAAAUAUAUACAAUGGGGUGAUUGUGGUGGUCCAUUACUUCCUCAAUUGUCUUCCCCUUUUCCUUUCUUUUCUGUCUUCUUAUAUCUCAUUCUAUAAUCUCUUGUAUCUACACCAAAUGUCUAUAGUCUAUACAAACAACAAAACAUGUCUUCUCCUCGAUGUCCAUACUCUCCUAUCUAGAGUUCUUGUCUCUCUAAUUCUUCCUCUGUCUACCUCGACCCCUCCUCAAUAUAUAUAAGAUAUGUGUUUUUCAUGUAUAUAUUUACCCUUUCACCAGGGUUAAGUGAUAAUAGACUUUUAUAUGUUAAUUUGUAAUUGCUAUGACUGGUCUGAUGUACCCAGUAUUUUCCAUGUUUUUAUAAACCCUCCUAAAUUAUUUUGAACUGAACAUCAAAAUUAAGACACAUUCAUAAUUCUCAUGUGGGUAUUACUUUAAGCCCUACAAAGUUUAUAUAAUAGUAGUAUCUUGUCAGAUAUUCUUGACGAUUUAUAUUCUUUUACAGAAUAAAGAAAUGGUUAUAAUUCCAUUAUGCAUCACUCUCUUCAUCACGUUCAUUAAUCAUUAUUCAAUACAACUCUAAAAAAAUACUUUUAGUUAAAUAUUGUAGCUGGUGAUGGCUAAAUAUAAGUUGCGCUUUAUAGCAUUUCUUUGCGUAGAAGAUUGACAUUUCUCUUUUUAACUUUUUGUAUUGUG